Messenger RNA from Thamnophis sirtalis, 3181 nucleotides. The record is from RefSeq and is a predicted model, not a curated record. NCBI's taxonomy places the organism in Eukaryota, Metazoa, Chordata, Lepidosauria, Squamata, Natricidae.
AGAGAGACAAAGGGGCUUCUGAACAAUGCCAGGGAUACAAGUGUCAUGGAUACUCUACCACUGAAUGGUAACCACGGCAAUAGCUACAGCAUUGCUAGCAGUGAGUACUUGAGCAACUGUGUGCAAAUAAUUGACCAUAGCUAUAACCACAGUGAGACUGCCUUAGAGAAAAAGAUUCUGAAAGAACUCACUUCCAAUUAUAUACCUUCCUACCUGAACAAACAUGAAUGUUCUAAUGAACAAAGUAGGAAUCUGAUGAACAAAUUUGUCAAUAAUCUUGGCAGUGGAAGUGACGAUGCCAUUGUUCUCGAUGACGUCACCUUGUUUAACCAGGAGGAGAACCUGGGCUUAGAACUCAUUCAUGAGGAAUCAGAUGCCCCACUGUUACCCCCAAGGGCAUAUUCUGCAGAGAACCACCAGCCUCACCAUUAUAGCAAAAGACGGAUUCCACAAGACAACAGUGAAAGUUUUUUUCCCUUGCUAACCAAUGAGCACACAGAAGAUCUCCAGUCACCGAAUAGGGAUUCUCUUUACACUAGUAUGCCUGCUCUGGCCAGCAUGUCAGGCACAGAAAGUGUCAACACCAGCACUCAGACCGAUCCCCCAUCAACUAAAGGUGGCGAUGGCGAUGAUGUGUACUACAAGAGUAUGCCAAACCUGGGCUCCAGGAACCAUAUCCAACAGCUACACACUUACUAUCAGUUGGGGCGGGGCAGUAGUGAUGGAUUUAUAGUUCCACCAAACAAGGAUGGGACCCUGACAGAAGAAACCUUGAAAGGACCAGCUCACUUGGUCACUAGUCUAUAGAACACUAAGUAAACAUUUUAAUAAAACAAAUGCUCCCUGUACAACAUCUGGAUUAUUGUCUGGAUUUAAAUCAAAGCAGUGGUAAUAUUGUGUGUUCUCCUACUCCAUAUUGUUCUAAACAACCAACAGUUCUCAUAACUUUUUAAUGGAAUUGAUAGGCCCAUGAAGGAAAAAAGGCUAACUGCCUGUUGUUCCCCCUCACUCAACACAUACACUGGCGUCACGUCAGAGAGACCCUAUGCUAAUGAAUGAGAUACAAAAGGAAGUGGUCCAUUGUGUGGCCUUCUCACAUUAUACUGUAUUUGUUUAAGCAUCUUUGGGUGCUGUCUUAGUACCAAGGACCUGACUUACAAAAGGCCAAACAUGCAUUUGAAACUACUAGCAAUGAUGCGUCUAGAUUGGAGUGCUGCACAAAACAGAAGCAAAAAUAGCAAAACUGUUUAUUCUGAAUCUGUAUCACAUAAUAGUUUGGGGUUUUGGUUUUUGGUUUUUGGUUUUUUUUUGUGUAUGUGUGUCUCUCUUUCUCUCUCUCACCACUUAAUUUAGCCAAAGCUCACUGAACUGUGGAGCAAACAACAUCUAAUGAAAUAGAAAGAAAGUUGGUAAUUGUAUGCUACAUGGUAUAUUUUUAUGUUUUUCUGUAUUAACUGAUGAUAAUUCUAAUGACAGAAAAAAUGGAACAGUUCCUAUGUAAUGUACAGAUACUAGCAUUGCACAUAUAGUCUACUCUUUGUUCCGCCAAAACUUGCGUCCCUGUUAAUGUGGUGGAAAAAAAAAACUUUUUCUGUUGUGCUGGUCUUGCAAGUUUGUCUACCAGUAGAAACAAUUCUUUUCAUGUAUUCUUUAUUUGGCCUUUCCCCACCCCUCUAUCUCUCUCAUUUUAAAAAAAAUCAUUGAGUAAACAAAGUAAUGAUUCUUUAAUUUUGGGUUAUGUGAUAUCACAUUCUGUGUUUGUGUGUGUGUUUGUGUGUCAGUAUGCAAUAGACAUAAAUAUGCAUAUAGACACAGAUAAACAUCCACACAAUAUACACGGUUUCUUCUAUCUACGGAUUUGCCAACAGUUUCUUUUUUUCAGAUUAGAAACUUGACCCACGUGUGUUUCCAGGGCACAAUUGAUGAGAUGCAGCAGCCUUUGUGGUCAUCAGUCCCUUCACCAAGGCAUUAUGUCCCUUCCAGUAGCUGGGAUUUCAUAAUGGGACUUAUGCAGAUGAACAUAAUGCCUUUACAGGAGUCAAAAUCUAACCUCAGGCUAGGAACUUUCACUGCGAUGGUUUGAAAAACUGCUUCAUAGCAAAGAUAUUUUUAAAAGCCUAUUUUGAAGUGGUAAAAAAAUAUAUACAAACCCUUCCAUUAUUUUUCCUAACAGGAAAUGUAUUUAUUUGACAAGAUUUAAAGUAAUGUAGACCUUCCCAGGAGGUAAAUUAGCAGCACAGAUUUUACUCUUUUUUUUUAAUUUAUGAUGCAUUUUGUAUGGUCACCCAGUUGAAUGACCUCAUUACUAAUAUUUGUUGUAACAGUGAAAUUUGUUUGCCAACCAAUAAACAACUGAUUAAGAUUUAGAAGGCACUGUAUAUAUGUCCUGUACAAUCAGUCUCUUCUGAUUUAUCUCCCUUUCUAUCUUUAGCAAAGAAUAUUAGUUCUUUUAGUGCUGAAGGUAGCUAUACAAAUGAAAGGAUUACUCAGCACAGACUGAUGUAGAGAAGGAAAUAAACCAGGUAUCUAAACUUGUGGGGCAGGCAUAAAAAGGAAGGGCCUGGGGUUUAGCUGGGGACAUGCUGACUUUAGCUUUAGCUAAAAAGAGGAGCUAUUUUUUUUACAUACAUUUUUCUACCAUAUUUAUACUGUAUGUAGCAUUUACUGUUUGAUGGAUCUUUGUAGAUCAUACCAGCCCAUAACAUAGUGGCAUGAAACAAUCCCUGUGCACCUUUUAUGUAGCGGUUUUGAAGAGUUAAUUCCAACAGAUAACAGAAGGCCCUUAACUCCACUACUGAUAAUAUGUGAGUACUGUAGGGCACUCCUGGGGUAAUCUGUGAAUGCAGAACUCAUGUUUGCAGUUGUGAAUAACAGCAAUAGCCCUUAUGAUACUCACAGGUGACAAAACUGGGAAUUAACUCAGUCUUCCUGUUACAGCUACCCAGAAUACUAGAACAGGAUGUAGUACAGGUAGUCCUCGACUUACAACAGUUCAUUUAGUGACCAAAGUUACAACGGCACUGAAAAAAGAGAAUUAUGAUCAUUGUUCACACUUAUGAUUGCAGCAUCCCUCCCCCAAGCCCCCCGUUUACAUGCUCAAAAUCAGGACACAUGGCAACUGACUCAUAUUUAUGACAAUUGCAGUGUCCCACCGUCAUGUGAUCACCAUUUGCAACCUUCU